This is a messenger RNA of Chenopodium quinoa (quinoa), 3284 nucleotides long. RefSeq names its product periodic tryptophan protein 2-like. Gene Ontology annotation, molecular function: protein binding. Lineage: Eukaryota; Viridiplantae; Streptophyta; Magnoliopsida; Caryophyllales; Amaranthaceae. Gene Ontology annotation, biological process: maturation of SSU-rRNA from tricistronic rRNA transcript (SSU-rRNA, 5.8S rRNA, LSU-rRNA); ribosomal small subunit assembly. The record is from RefSeq and is a predicted model, not a curated record. Gene Ontology annotation, cellular component: small-subunit processome; Pwp2p-containing subcomplex of 90S preribosome.
UUUGAUACGAAGUAUACGGUAAGAAAUCAACAUCUGUCAUACAGAAUACUUUAAUCACCACUCAAAAAAAUAAGAUUGAACGGUCAAUUGAUCUACUUUAUCCAAUUCAAUAUUCAACUACGAAGUAAUUAUAUUUCCCAAAAUUGCCCUAAUUCAAAAAGUCCAAAUUACCCCUGUAUGCAACAAUGCAAGAAAUGCCAAUCCCCUCCAAUUCAAACAAACAAACCAACUAAAACCCUCUCAAAAUUUUUAGGGUUUAACAACCUCCAUUGUUGUAUUUCUCUUACCCCCAAAUUUUGUAGGGUUUAACACAACACUCAUUCUCCCUCUCAUUCACUCUUUCAGCCCCUAAAACCCUAAUCCACCAUGAAUUACAGGUUCCAGAAUCUUCUAGGAGCUCCUUACAGGGGAGGAAACGUCGUCGUUUCCGGCAAUAAUCAGCUAAUUUCAUCGGUGGGUAAUCGGAUUUCAAUCACCAACCUUAUCAAAUCGAAUACAAUAACAUUGCCUUGUCAAUUUUCUGCAAACAUCAUUCGUAUCGCGGUAUCGCCAGAUGGGAACUUCAUCUUGGCCGUUGAUGAGAAUAGCAGGGCUCAAUUCAUCAAUAUCCACCGUCGGAUUGUUCUUCAUAGAAUCACUUUCAAGGGUAAAGUUUCUGCUCUUCAAUUUAGCCCAAAUGGGCAGUUUAUUGCUGUUGCUGUUGGUAAAUUGAUUCAAAUUUGGCGUUCACCUGGUUUUAGGAGGAUUUUUUUUGCAUUUGAAUUAGUUAGAACUUUUGCUGAUUUUGAUGAUACGGUUAGUUGCUUGAAUUGGAGCCCUGAUUCGGGGUAUUUGAUUGCGGGUUCGAGGGAUUUGACUGUUAGGUUGUUUUGUUUGAGGAAAUUGAAGGAAUUUAAGAAUAAUAAGCCAUUUUUGUUUCUGGGUCAUAGAGAUGUGAUUGUGGGUGUGUUUUUUGGGGUUGAUAAGAAGACGGGUAAGGUUUCACGGGUUUAUAGUGUUUCCCGUGAUGGGGGGUUGUUUAGCUGGGGUUGCCCUGAUUUUGAUGGUAGUUUGGGUGGAAAAGGUGAGAAGGAUGAGGAAAUGGCUGACCCGCCUUCUCCCGGGACACCUGAAAAGAUGGACGAGGAAGGUGGCAUUGGCGGUGAUGGUGUCAUUGCUGUUGUUGAUGUGAAGAAGAGGAAAGAGUUUGAUGAGAAAGAAGGGGACUUUGGGGAUGAAGGGAGUGAGUUUCUUCUGCAUAAGCUGAAGUGGGAGUUGCUUAAGAAGGAUUAUUUUAUGCAAGCGCCUGCUAAAGUGACUGCGUGUGAUUAUCACCAGGGGAUUGAUAUGGUAGUUGUGGGGUACUCGAGUGGAGUUUUCGGGUUGUACCAAAUGCCUGAUUUUGUUUGCAUACAUCAGUUGUCAAUAUCACGAGAGAAGAUCACAACUGCUGUUUUUAACGACUUGGGUAACUGGUUAACCUUUGGAUGUGCAAGGCUUGGGCAGCUGCUUGUUUGGGAAUGGAAGUCAGAGAGUUAUAUUUUGAAGCAGCAAGGCCAUUAUUUUGACGUAAAUUGUCUUGCUUAUUCACCCGAUUCACAGCUCUUGGCUACUGGAGCUGAUGAUAACAAAAUCAAGGUUUGGAAUGUUUCCUCUGGCUUUUGUUUUGUGACAUUUCCUGAGCAUACUAAUGCAGUCACAGCCCUUCACUUUAUGGCUAAUAAUCAUAGCCUCUUAAGUGCAUCUUUGGAUGGAACAGUUCGUGCAUGGGAUCUUUUCCGGUAUCGAAACUUUAGGACAUUUACUACCCCUUCUUCGAAGCAGUUUGUUUCUUUGACUGCUGAUCAGAGUGGUGAAGUGAUAUGUGCUGGAACAUUAGAUUCAUUUGAGAUAUUUGUUUGGUCAAUGAAAACAGGACGCUUGCUAGAUGUUCUAAGUGGUCAUGAAGGGCCUGUUCAUGGAUUAAUGUUUUCUCCGUCAAAUGCAAUAUUGGCUUCGUCUUCAUGGGACAAAACUGUGCGGCUGUGGGAUGUUUUUGAAGGGAAGGGUUCCGUUGAGACAUUUCAACAUGUCCAUGAUGUUCUUACUGUUGUUUACCGUCCAGAUGGGAAACAACUAGCUUGUAGUACAUUAGAUGGCUUAAUUAAUUUCUGGGAUCCUCUUGACGGUGCAUUAAUGUAUACUAUUGAGGGUCGUCGAGAUAUUGCUGGAGGUCGGUUGACGACCGAUCGCAGAUCCGCAGCUAACUCCACCUCAGGAAAGUACUUUACAACCUUGAGCUAUUCUGCUGAUGGAAGUUACAUACUGGCUGGUGGCAGUAGCAAAUUUAUUUGUAUGUAUGAUAUCGCUGAGCAGGUAUUGUUACGUAGGUUUCAAAUAACUCACAACCUUUCACUUGAUGGGGUCCUGGAUGUCUUAAACUCUAAAAAGAUGACAGAAGCUGGUCCUCUGGAAUUGAUUGAUGAUGACAAUAGUGAUAUAGAGGAAGGCAUUGACAAACAAACACGAGGAAAACUUGGUUUGGAUUUGCCAGGAUCUAUGCCUAACCGUGGGAGGCCUGUGAUUCGAACAAAGUGCCUCAGAAUUGCACCUACUGGGCGCAGCUUUGUGGCGGCAACAACAGAGGGAGUUCUGGUUUAUUCAGUGGACGAAUCCUUUAUUUUUGAUCCUACUGACCUUGACAUUGAUGUUACUCCUGAGGCAGUUGAUGCAGCACUCAAUGAAGAUCAACAUAGCAGAGCUCUGAUCCUCAGUCUUAGAUUAAAUGAAGACUCACUCAUGAAAAAAUGUAUUCUUUCUGUCAAUCCUGCUGACAUACCAGCUGUUGCUUCAUCAAUCCCUUUCAGAUACUUGCAAAGAUUAAUAGAGGCAUUGACAGAACUUUUGGAGGGCUGCCCUUAUUUGGAGUUCAUUCUUAGAUGGUGUCAGGAAAUCUGCAAAGUUCACGGUCAUUCUAUCCAACAAAAUUCCAGAAACUUGCUUCCAGCCCUGAAAUCGCUACAGAAAGCCAUUACUAGUUCCCAUCAAGAUUUGGCAGAGAUGUGCUCCUCAAAUGAAUAUUCACUAAGAUAUUUGUGUUCAACAACCGUGAAGAAAUGAUGUGGUGGUAACACCAUCCAAAUAUUCACUAUUCAUGAUAAAUUUUUUUGUUGCAAUUGUAUUACUUCUGUAUUUAUAUUUCUAGUUUAGUUCAAAAUACAAAAAUCCAAGUUUUCCCACAAGCUCACAAUUUUGAUAACAGAACAAUGAUUUUCAUAUAGUGAUAUGGUAUCAAUACAAAAUUUCUGAGUCGUGACUUGAUCAAA